Neodiprion fabricii is the source of this 6602-nucleotide messenger RNA. RefSeq names its product transcription initiation factor TFIID subunit 1 (gene Taf1). Gene Ontology annotation, cellular component: transcription factor TFIID complex. The record is from RefSeq and is a predicted model, not a curated record. NCBI's taxonomy places the organism in Eukaryota, Metazoa, Arthropoda, Insecta, Hymenoptera, Diprionidae. Bases 475 to 6144 code for a protein of 1889 amino acids. Gene Ontology annotation, molecular function: histone acetyltransferase activity; TBP-class protein binding; RNA polymerase II general transcription initiation factor binding. The transcript is spliced from 12 exons. Gene Ontology annotation, biological process: transcription by RNA polymerase II; RNA polymerase II preinitiation complex assembly; DNA-templated transcription initiation.
GGGUGUUUUUGCGUCAACUUCACGCCCGUGAAAAUCCAGCCUCAUCAUCAUAGUUUAUUAUUCACUGCAUUUACCCUACUGCGAUGGUAAAUCUAUUUCGCUUAUCAGCAUGCGUCUGCAAAUGAAAAUUAGUUCUAAGAAUCUGUUUUGCAUCAGAUGGCGCCAACACUCUAAAAAACUAGCGUAAACUAGACAACGCUUUAAAAACGGGAUAUGAUUGCGAGUAAUGUUGCUAAACAAGGGGUGAGCUUUUGAUUUCCCAAGUUCAAUUUAUUACGUAGACAUUGACAAGACUUUAUAGGUGCGAAAUUAAUAUUCGUAAAAUACGAUUAAAAACUAAAAAACUAAAUUAAUGUAUCAAUACAGGAUAGUAAUCCCCACUUGUAAAGCCAACCAUCUAACCUCAAAAUAGUUAAUCUUUACUGAUUCAAAGCCACCGUUUCUCAAAAACACACUCAUUUGUAUCUGCUGAAAAUGGUUGACUCAGACGAGGAAAACGACAGAGACAUGGAUCUGGAAAUGAAUAUGACUGGAUUUUUAUUUGGCAACAUUGAUGAAGAUGGUCAGUUGGAGGAUGAUAUAUUAGAUUCCGAGGCGAAGCGCCAUUUGGCUUCCCUGGGUCGCCUCGGCCUUAGCAGUUUACUGCAGGAAAUGAUUGCUCUAGACAAUGAGGAACAGAAUGAAAAAGAAAAUGAGAAAGGAGAAAAUGAAGAUGAAAAUAAAACAGGUGUCAAAUCCGAGUCUGACGAUGUCAACUAUCUAGAAAAAUCUCCAACAGCGUUGGAUUUCUCUGAUAUUAACGAAUUAGCUGAAGACAUAAACGAAGAUGAUGCAGAAGCGUCCUCCAAGAAACAGGAUAGGGCAGCCAGUGACUACGAUGCAGAUGAUGAGGAGGGAGUCAAUAAAUCUGACACUCAGUUAAUGCCUCCUCCGCCCAUUCCAGAUGAAAAAGAAGCUCUGACCCCUGAAGAGGCAGAAGCUGCUCGCCAGCGUAAGCUUGAAACGCCCUUGGCUUCCAUGCUGCCUUCCAAAUAUGCAAAUAUCAACGUUACGGAAUUGUUUCCUGAUUUUCGCCCCAAUAAGGUUCUUAGGUUCUCGCGACUUUUUGGCCCUGGCAAACCUAGCAGCCUUCCACAAAUUUGGCGGGGUGUUCGGAAACGGCGGAAAAAGAAGAAACACCACGAUCCGAAGGAUUCAGACUCGGGAUCUGAUCACGACGAGAGGAAACCUAAGUUCAAGGGGUGGAAAAUGCAUUACGCACCGACUCCAUCACCAGAUGAAUGUAUCCCAGAUGAUGAAGAAAAGUUAUUGCUUCCCGUCGAAGACAAGGAACAAACUGGUAAAACUGGCGACAUGGGAGACAGCAAUGACAUGGGUCCAAAAGUUGCAGACUGGCGCUUCGGUCCAGCCCAAAUUUGGUAUGACAUGUUGGAAGUCCCAGAGACUGGUGACGGCUUUAAUUAUGGGUUCAAACUUGCGGAGAAAACUGAAGAAGUCUGCAAGUCAAAAGAUGAGGAUACAUUUCCAGACGAUUCCUUUCUUAUGGUGUCUCAACUGCAUUGGGAGGAUGAUGUCGUGUGGAAUGGUGAUGAUAUAAAACAUAAAGUGAUGCAAAAAUUAAAUAGCAAGAAUAAUGCUGCUGGUUGGGUACCUUCGAGCAGUAACAGAACUGCUCAGGCCUUCAGCCAGCCAGGAAAAGGAACUCCUGUUCCUGUAGCACCUAACGUUCGACUUGCUACAUCGCAAAUAGCGACUCCUCUGCACAUGCAGUCUAAGAGUAAACUUGCAUCGAUGGGUAAAGGCAGCCAGCAGCAACAGCGUGAAGAAAACUAUGACGAUACUUGGUACUCUAUUUUCCCUGUGGAGAAUGAGGAGUUAGUUUACGGACUCUGGGAAGAGGAAGUUAUCUGGGAUGCUGAGCACAUGACGAAAAUACCGAAACCAAAGAUUCUCACCCUAGAUCCAAACGAUGAAAACAUUGUAUUGGGAAUACCGGAUGACAUAGACCCAGCUCUUCUUCAUAAAGACAAUGGGCCUCAACCUAAGGUAAAAAUCCCACACCCUCAUGUGAAAAAAAGCAAACUUUUGCUGGGUAAAGCAGGAGUUAUCAACGUUCUUGAAGAGGAUGCUCCGCCUCCACCUCCAAAGUCUCCCGAUAGGGAUCCAUUCAACAUAUCAAAUGACUCUUACUACAUGCCUCGCUCUUCGGAAACAACAUUACGCUUAAAAGUUGGCGGUGGCAAUUUAAUACAGCAUAGCACACCGGUCGUAGAAUUGCGAGCACCUUUCGUACAGACACACAUGGGACCUAUGAGACUGAGGAAUUUCCACAGACCUCCGUUAAAGAGGUACAGUCACGGACCUCUGUCUCACACUGGUCCCCACCACGUGUUGCCUCUCCUCAAGCACAUCAAGAAGAAAGCUAAGCAAAGAGAACAGGAGAGAAUUGCCUCGGGAGGUGGAGAUGUCUUCUUCAUGAGGACACCUGAAGAUUUGACUGGAAGAGAUGGGGAAAUUGUUCUCAUUGAGUUUUCUGAGGAACAUCCACCUCUGAUGAAUCAAGUUGGAAUGUGCUCCAAAGUCAAGAAUUACUACAAACGAAGAGCUGGAAAGGAUCAAGGGCCUAUGCGUUACAAAUACGGAGAGGUCGCUUAUGCGCACACCAGCCCAUUUUUGGGCAUCUUAACACCUGGCCAAAGUAUUCAGGCUAUUGAAAAUAACAUGUACAGGGCCCCGAUUUAUGAACACAAUGGUCCAGAGACUGAUUUCUUGAUAAUAAGGACAAGACAGCAAUAUUUCGUGAGGGAAAUAGAUGCCUUAUUUAUUGCUGGACAAGAGUGUCCGUUGUAUGAAGUUCCUGGUCCAAAUUCCAAACGAGCAAACAACUUUGUAAGAGAUUUCUUGCAAGUUUUCAUAUAUAGAUUAUUCUGGAAAUCUCGUGACACUCCUAGGCGAAUCAAAAUGGAUGAUAUUAAAAAAGCAUUCCCAUCGCAUAGUGAAAGCAGUAUAAGAAAGAGACUGAAGCUUUGCGCUGAUUUUAAAAGAACAGGAAUGGACUCAAAUUGGUGGGUAAUCAAGCCAGACUUCAGACUGCCGACUGAGGAAGAAAUCAGAGCUAUGGUUUCUCCGGAGCAGUGUUGCGCCUAUUUUAGUAUGAUCGCAGCCGAACAGAGACUUAAAGAUGCUGGGUAUGGUGAAAAGUUUUUGUUCACACCUCAGGAUGACGACGAUGAAGAAAUGCAGUUGAAAAUGGAUGAUGAAGUCAAAGUUGCACCCUGGAACACAACACGUGCCUAUAUUCAAGCGAUGAGAGGGAAAUGUUUAUUACAGUUGGCUGGUCCAGCCGAUCCUACAGGCUGUGGGGAAGGCUUUUCUUAUGUAAGAGUGCCAAACAAACCGACAAUCAGCAAAGAAGAGCAGGAAGCACAGCCAAAGAGAACAGUUACUGGCACAGAUGCAGAUUUGCGUAGGCUUUCGUUGAACAAUGCAAAGGCUUUACUACGAAAGUUUGGUGUGCCUGAAGAAGAAAUUAAAAAACUUUCACGGUGGGAGGUAAUUGACGUUGUGCGAACUUUGUCGACGGAAAAAGCGAAAGCAGGAGAAGAGGGUAUGACAAAGUUUUCAAGAGGUAAUAGAUUCUCUAUAGCUGAGCACCAGGAAAGGUACAAAGAAGAGUGUCAAAGAAUAUUCGACCUGCAGAAUCGUGUCUUGUCGUCGAAUGAAGUACUCAGUACCGACGAGGGUGAGAGUUCUGAUGAAGAUAGUUCAGAUAUUGAAGAAAUGGGUAAAAAUAUUGAGAACAUGUUGUCGAACAAAAAGACCAGCACCCAGUUGUCCCUUGAGAGAGAAGAACAGGAACGACAUGAGCUCAGAAAAAUGAUAAUGGGCGACAUGCAAGAGCAGGAGAAAAAAAGUAAAGAGAAAAAGAAAGACGACGAAGAUGAUGGUCCUGUGAAUAACUAUGGACCGCAACAAGGUAGAGUGCUAAAAAUAUAUAGAACCUUUAGAAAUCCUGACGGAAAGGAAUUCACCAGAGUUGAGCUGGUGAGAAAACCAGCCGUCAUAGACACUUACAUAAAGAUAAGAAAUUCCAAGGACGAAACCUUCAUCAAACAAUUCGCAACCCUUGAUGAAGCUCAGAAAGAAGAAAUGAAAAGAGAAAAGAGAAGAAUCCAGGAACAGUUGCGCAGAAUCAAACGGAAUCAAGAACGUGAACGCAUGCUGGGUGGCCCUGUGACGAAUUCUUUCAGCUCCUCAAACUUAUUUGAACGUUCAAACCUGAGUACCCCGCCAGUCUCGUCGUCCAGUAUCCUUCCAUUAAGUAAUUUUCAAUCCUCUACUCUUUCCUCUAAGCAUCCUAAGCCUGAGAUAUCUCCCUCUAAACGUAAAAAACCUAAACUUAAACCUGAUCUUAAAUUAAAAUGUGGCGCUUGUGGUAACGUAGGGCAUAUGCGAACCAAUAAGGCGUGUCCCCUUUACCAGAACAGCUUGCCUACUGCGCCGGUGAAUGUCGCUAUGACGGAAGAACAGGAAGAAGAAAUCGAAAAGCAGCUUAAUACCGAUGAUCAAGAUUUGGUUAAUGUUGAUGGAACAAAAGUUAAAUUAUCUUCGAAGCUUAUCAAGCAUGCUGAAGAAAUGAAGAGACGUACUUUGUUACUGAAAGUACCAAAGGAGGCUGUUAGUGCACGGAAACGUCGUCGGGCAACUGGUGACGAUCACUGUGAUUAUCUCAAACGUCAACAAAGACCGGCAAACAGACGUAGAACCGAUCCAGUUGUGGUGAUGUCUACCAUGUUGGAAAGUAUUCUGAAUGAGAUGAGAGAUUUACCAGAUGUUCAGCCAUUCCUGUUUCCUGUAAAUGCAAAAGUAGUUCCAGAUUAUUACAAAAUUGUUCAAAGGCCGAUGGACUUACAAACUAUAAGAGAAAACUUGAGGCAAAAGAAAUAUCAAAGCAGGGGAGAGUUCUUGGCUGAUGUAAAUCAGAUAGUUGAAAAUUCAACGCUUUACAAUGGAGUAAAGAGUUCAUUGACUGUGGCUGCCAAACGAAUGCUCGACACUUGUGUAGAAAGACUCGGCGAAAAAGAAGAUCGUCUAAUGAGACUUGAAAAGGCAAUAAAUCCGCUCCUAGAUGAUAACGAUCAAGUCGCCCUUUCUUUCAUUCUUGACAAUGUAGUUAACAACAAACUAAAAUCCAUGACCGAGGCUUGGCCGUUUCUUAAGCCGGUUAAUAAAAAAAUGGUCAAAGAUUAUUAUAAUUUGAUCAAAAGGCCAAUGGACUUGGAAUCGAUUUCUAAAAAAGUUACAGCACAUAAAUAUCACAGUCGGCACGAGUUCCUCAUGGAUAUUGCACAGAUUUUGAAGAACUGUACACUUUAUAACGGAAAGGAUUCACCAUUCACGCAAAAGGCAGAAACUUUGGUGAAAGCUUGUAAAGAAACUUUAGACGAGUAUGAUGAUCAUUUGACGCAACUGGAGAAUAACAUUCUCUUAGUACAACAACGGGCUAUGGAACAAGCGGAUAUUGAUUCAUCCUGGCUUGGUCCCGAUGAAGAAAAUUACACCAUUGCCGAACCAGAGUUCAGAGGAAGUCAAACCAGCUCUCCAGACAAUCCAUUUGGCAAAUCGAUGAUGGACGAUUUUGAUUUCGUUGAUGUGGAGGGGGACAUGGAUGGAGAAUUGGGUCGAAGCGGGCGUGCUAAGAAAAAAGACGUUCUCGAAGAAGACCUUCAGUUCUCGAGCGAAGACGAAUUCGAUGAGGUGCCAUUUGGAACUGACGAACAAUCUGAGCAAACUGAAAUGGAAGCACUGGAAGUUGGCGAAAUGAGAGAAGUUGGCGAAGUACCCGCAGAUGACGACAGUCAACAAGCCGCGGAAGCUAUGGUUCAAUUAAGUAAUGUUGGAUUCUACACUGGAGAACAACAGAUGUUACAGCAAGAAGAGAGCAUGGAUGUUGAUCCAAACUACGAUCCGUCUGAUUUCUUGCUUGCCGGUUUACCGUCCCGAGAAGAUAAGGCUGUUGAUAAAAUUCAAGACGAUCUUGCCGUCUCUGAAAGUGAUGACGAGGCCCAGAAUAAUCGAUUAGAAACUAAACACGAGAUAGAACCACAACAGGAGGAAGAUGAAGGAGGGGAUUUAUGGUUUUAAACCGAUUUUAAGUUUCAUCGUAGUUUCAAACUGUACCUGUAUUAUAAUGAUUUAAGUUUAAGCAAAGUCAAUUAAACCACGAUAAAAUUAUUGUUGCAUUAUGUAUGUACAUAUAAAGUAAGUUGAGCAUUAAUAUUCAUAUACCUAUUUAUAAGUAGUAAAAAAGUGUAGAGCACCUAAGGAAGAAUUAAUGGUAACAAGAUGAAAGUGAAGUCAUAUAUAUAUAUACUUAUGUCAUAUCAAAGAACCAACAUUAAAAAUUGUAUAAAGUAUUUUUUUUUUUUUUUGAUGCUGUUUAGUUAUACAAUUUAUGAGAACGUAUCAACUAUCAGUUAAAUCGUAUUAGUAUCGAAUUCUGUUUUUCAUAUAAUUUUAAUAUAUCUCGAUCAGUAAUCAAUGCUGGAAUAAAAAAAAAUAAAAAAAAAAAAAACUGCAAAUACGCUGAUGCAAUAAAGACU